This is a messenger RNA of Trypanosoma cruzi, 729 nucleotides long. RefSeq lists its product as uncharacterized. The annotation marks the transcript as partial. NCBI's taxonomy places the organism in Eukaryota, Euglenozoa, Kinetoplastea, Trypanosomatida, Trypanosomatidae. The record is from RefSeq and is a predicted model, not a curated record. The transcript has a single exon.
AUGCAGUCUUUUCGGGCAAACAAGCGGGAUGUUGAAAACAUCUUGCACGAUUUUAGUACUUUUCUUCGUCAGUUUCAAGGAUCUAAUGGUUUGCGAUGUUUCCUUGAUCAAGGAAAACUUUCACUUUUGUCUGCAAUGGGUGAGUUUAAACAAAGCAGUGAUGAGAUCUAUGAUAGACGUAUGAAAGUACUUUCGCAAACCCGUGUUUCUUUAAUGAAACUUUCUGAUCAUUUUGAUGCUGUUGGAAACGCUAUUGAAACUCUUUUUGCUCAACUUGAUGGCCUAUUAUCAGAGCUGCAUAAUUUUAAGGAAAUUUGUGAAAAUCAUUUGGAAAUGGCAACUGAAACAUUUUCUGAGCAGGCCGAAUUUAUUUCUAUUAACUCGCUGAAAGUCAAAUUACGUGCUUUGAGCCAAGAAUUAACCAGUAGUAUUAGGACCAAUUGCUGUGGUAUUCAGUCUUCUUCUAUUGAACAACUUGACAAAGCCUACUUGGAUGUAAAAUGUGAAGUUUCUAGAACUCAAACAGCCUUUGAUGUUUGGAGAAGGGAUGCAGAAGUAUGUGAAUCUAAACUUUUGAAAUCUCGUUCUGGUAGUUCUCACGACCAAGUGAGGGAGUUGGAGUUUAAACUCCGUCGGCUGCUAGAACGCUUGCAUGAAAGCGGCGAUAAAUACCACGAGGCUUUACAGGGUAGCAUGAACAAGACUUCCUUUCUCUUGGAACAGGUUUCC